UGAGGGGAGUCCGGUCUCCCGCGCCCCGCCAGCGCCGGCGGAGGUAGCAGCUGCUGAGCCUGCUCCUUCUGAGCCUUGGCCACUAGUAAAGUUCAUUAAAAAAAAAAAAUCACAAUCAUUUUUUACUAGAGCGAAAGCGGGCGCUAGCCAGCUGUGUGGCCCCUCCGGGGGACCUGGCGCGUUGGGAGGUGGCGGCGGUUGCGCCGCGACCAGGAGGAGCCGGUCGCGCCGGGCUGCGGGUCUGUGGCUGGGGGGACGAUCUGAGAGAGAAGACCUGAUUACCUAUAAUUAGAGUUGGUACAAAAACCAUUUCAACUCCAAAAAUGUUGGAGGAAGAUCUGGAAGUGGCCAUCAAGAUGGUGGUUGUAGGGAAUGGAGCGGUUGGGAAAUCAAGUAUGAUUCAGCGAUAUUGCAAAGGCAUUUUUACGAAAGACUACAAGAAAACCAUUGGAGUUGAUUUUUUGGAGCGACAAAUCCAAGUUAAUGAUGAAGAUGUCAGAUUAAUGUUGUGGGAUACUGCCGGUCAAGAGGAAUUUGACGCAAUAACAAAGGCCUAUUAUCGAGGAGCCCAGGCUUGUGUGCUUGUAUUUUCUACUACAGACAGGGAAUCUUUUGAAGCAAUUUCCAGUUGGAGAGAGAAAGUGGUAGCUGAAGUUGGGGAUAUACCAACUGUACUUGUACAAAACAAGAUUGAUCUCUUGGAUGAUUCUUGUAUAAAGAAUGAGGAAGCUGAGGCACUGGCAAAAAGGUUAAAGUUAAGAUUCUACAGAACAUCAGUGAAGGAAGAUCUAAAUGUGAAUGAAGUUUUUAAAUAUUUGGCUGAAAAAUAUCUUCAAAAACUCAAACAACAAAUAACUGAGGAUCCAGAAGUAAUGCAUUCAAGUAGUAACAAAAUUGGCAGAGAUAGAGAAAGAAGGGGAGAGAGAGAUAUCUUCCGUCUGCUGGUUCACUCCCCAAAUGGCUACAAUGGAUGGGGCUGGGCCAGGCUGAAGCCAGAGCCAGAAGCUUCCUCCGGGUCUCCCAUGUGGGUACAGGGGCCUAGGCAGUACUUGGGCCAUCUCCCACUGCUUUCCCAGGUGCAUUAGCAGCAAGCUGGAUCAGAAGUGGAACAGCCAGGACUCAAACUGGCGCCCAUGUGGGAUGCCAGCACUACAGACAGCAGCUUUGCCCGCUACGCCACAGCACUGGCCCUGUCUUGUGGGCUCUAAAGUGUUCUAGAUUCUUAGGUACUUUUUGAAUAUUAUUACUAUUAUAAAUAAUUGCAUUUUCUACUCAAUUAUUGCUGAUUUAAUAAAUGCUGUAUUUCUAAGUUCCUUUUAAAACUGGCAACCUCAAUUUACACAUUAAUUUUAAUGGCCAGUCUCUUGUUUUUAAUGGUUCUUCUAAGUUGAUGAUCACAUUAUCCGCCAAAAAUAAUUUUUAUGUCCUCCUUUAUAAUCAUAUUCUUAUUUUCUUCUUUAGUCUUGACUAAGGUCCUCUCUAGAACUGUAUUUAAAAGUGACAGCGAUGGGGUCAUCUUUGUUUUUCCCAACUUUAAUGAGAAAGCCCCUGUAGAUUUUUGGUAGAAAGUUCUGAUCAAACUAUAGGAGCGUCACCUUCCCUACCACUCCCACUGCACACACAUGCACCCACCACACAUAUACAAGAACACAUCUAGUCACUGCAGAACUAGGUUGUAGAAUCAGGAGGGCAAAAGAAUUUAAAAAAAUUCUUGCACAUCUCAAAGUGUUAUAUUGCGAGAUCACUGUCUUCUUACAGAUUACAGUAACUAUGUCACCAACUUUCACAAAAUGAAACAGACUUAUCCCCAGUAUUUAAAUGGUCACAGAAACACAAGAUCAUGGGAGCAUCAUCAGUGGACUGGGUGACCUGGAGAGACCUAACGGGAAGAUGAGGGGCUGACGCUGUGGAGUACUGGGUCAAGCCAUUGCUUAUGAACCGGCACCCUGUAUCAGAGCACUGUUCUAGUCUCGAGAGCUCUGCUGCAGAGGGAGCUCCCAGCUAACUCGCCUGAGAAAACAGCAGAACAUGGCCCAAUUAUUGGGCCCCUGCCACCAACAAGGGAGAACAGCAUGGAGUGCCUGGCUCCUGGCUUCAGACUCGCCCAGUUCUGGCCAUUGCAGCCAUCUGGAUAGUGAACCGGUGCUCUCUGUCUCAGUCUCUCUGUCUUUUAAAUAAAUAAAUGAAUCUUUAAAGAAAAAUGGGAAGGCAAUUUGGUAACUUUCUGAAAGAGCCAGGACAUGCCCAACACCUGUCUGUGAUAUCAACUGCUGGCUUCUGGACUCCAGGACAACACCCAAGCCCCUUUUGCUUGCACUCAGGCUUUUUGGUCACUGAGACUCAUAUCCUUAGCUUCUCUUGUACUCAGGCCCUUGGACUUGAUAUCAACAUCCUAGGUUCUCCUUGAAGAUGUCCUGUCACGGGACUUCUCAGCUGCCACAACUGUUUGAGCCAAACCCCUAAUAAAUUUUCCUUCCUUCAUAUACUUAAAAAAGAAAUACUAGAUCAUGGAAGGUCUAAUGCAGAAUACUGCCUUAAGUGGGCACAACAGGAACAACCUCAUGUCAGUUCCAGAAAAGGAUCUCCCCUUCUCACCCCAAUCACACAUAGGCCUUUUCCCCAUUCGUCACCCACCUGUUAUACCCCAAAAUAGCACUGAUAGAGUAUGAAAUCACAGAGUAACUUUAUUCUUCAAGAUACUAAAUAUAUGUCAAACUUUGUGUUUAUAAAAGCCAGGAAAAGCAAAGAGUUGGUAAGGGUCUUAUGUUAUAAAUUUGGCUGGAAAACACAAUAAAAUAUGAGUACAAUAUUCUACAAAUCUGAUCCUCUUCCAGCACCAUUCACUAUUUACUUAAACAUUUUACAUUAGCAAACCCUCAUAGGUAAUCUAGGGCCCAGUACAGGAAAGAGACUUGAGUUGGCACUAAUAUGAAAUAUUUAGGCUAAAAAUGUAAAACAUGACUCCAAUGUUAAAUACAGAAGAAACAUGUGACUGGUAAAUGAGAAGAUGCUGAAAGAAAAGAUUAAUUUUUAACACUCUUGAGCAUGCAUUCAAAUAAAUGUAAGAUGAUAAAGAGAACUGAAUUCUGUUCUAAAAGGCUUCAAUUUCAGUACAUUACAAUCAUAAAUUCAUGGAGUUAUCAACAAAAUUGGUUAAAAAGAGACAUUGAGAAAAGCAUAUAACCUAUCAUAUAAGGAAGACAGUUUGUCAUUAAUUGAGACCAACUGAAAUCAGAACUUUUAAAAAAGUUCUGUGGGAUUUUCCAGGGUUGCCAGGCGUUGUCCUUGUGAAAGAACUGAUCUUUUCUGCAUUUUUAAUGCACAGAUCUCCCUCUUCAUAGCAAAGGUAAAACAUCAUUCUUCAGAAUGUGAAGAUCCUAAGGGCUUUUUUGGCACCGUGGGCCUUUCACAUGCUAUCCUCUCUUCCUGCAACCUUCUUCCUCCCGGACCGUCUACUGCGUGAUGUUCUCCAAAACCCAAUCCUUCAGGCAGGAACUACUGUUUCCUUACCAGCGUCCCCUCCUCUUCCUUGAGGUCAUGACUGCUUCCCAUGGCACUGUUCAUUCAUUUAAUGCAGGGACUGCAUCAUAAUUUUAAAUUUUUUUCUUUUACCAAACUGAACCUGGAUCUUUAUUCAAAUACUAUUUGUAUUUUUUAUCAGCUAUUGCUAUUCUUAAAAUUAACUCACAUAAAUUUUGUCUGUAACUUUCUCAUAAAAAACUUUCCCAUCAAAAACUGUUAACCACUGUAUUUUUUAAUAUUGCCUGUCUCUCUAUUAUUCAUCUUUAGAACUCUGGUUAGGCCAGUGAGGGGCCGUCUCACUUUAUGUUUCACGUUUCUGAAUAGCUCUCUGACAACACUGCUCCUGGCAGAGAAAGGGCAGUUCUGUAUUUGCUAAUAGAUCCUAGAAGCAGCUACAUGUCCAAAUUGGGAAAGAACUUUCCCUCACAUCAAGGCUGGCCUGCCUGGUGCUCCUGGAAAACCGUCUCCAGGAAAUCACACUAAGCAGGCUUUGACAACACAAGCUGAGGACAAAAGGACAGCACAGGCAUCCUCAGCUGGUCCAGCUGCCCCAGAAUAAAGAAGCAAAAAAACACCCUGUUGGGAGACUUAGAAGAGAUACAACGACAAUUUCAUCUAGACUGGCUACUAUUGAUAUGUCUGCUAAUAGAGUAGGCAGUGCCAACUGCAUGGGCACUGCCACUUGCUAGCCGUGUGACCUUGAACACUUCCUCUCUUCCUCAAUUCCUCACCUAUGAAAUAAGGCUAAGAAGGAGCUGACGGUCAUGACUGAGGUGAAGCAGGUUAACACAGUGCCCGACAGAGCUGCAGCAGUAUUGUUCGUGUGAGCGACUAUGUGUAAUGUGCCCAGAAGGUAUUCUAUACUUACCAUUAUCAACAUAAACUUCUAUCUGUUAGUAACAAGAACUUGUGUUUUCACAAAAGGAAGGAAAAUGGCAAAUGCCCAUAUGAGAGAAAUGACUUCUGAAACAAGUUCUUCAAGUCACAGCACAGUCCUGUUCUGCUUCAAUAUUCCUGUUACUGUUAUGGGAAAACGGUGGUGGAGAACAUACCUGGGUUC
Molecule: messenger RNA, 4582 nt
Organism: Oryctolagus cuniculus (rabbit)
Lineage: Eukaryota; Metazoa; Chordata; Mammalia; Lagomorpha; Leporidae
Gene: RAB23
Product: RAB23, member RAS oncogene family
Molecular function (GO): GTPase activity; GTP binding
Source: RefSeq, a predicted model, not a curated record